Molecule: messenger RNA, 1460 nt
Organism: Brassica rapa (field mustard)
Lineage: Eukaryota; Viridiplantae; Streptophyta; Magnoliopsida; Brassicales; Brassicaceae
Biological process (GO): post-translational protein targeting to membrane, translocation
Cellular component (GO): endoplasmic reticulum membrane; endoplasmic reticulum
Source: RefSeq, a predicted model, not a curated record
UAUUUGCUAAAGAUAAUUUAACCAAUCUAGUGAACGUAUUUUUAAUGGGAUUUGGCAAUAAAUCCAAGCAGUUUAACCGGAGAUAGAAGAACUGUGCUAAUCCGACCUGAGUCCGACGGUUUAAAAGAAAACCGGGAAUCUUUCUGUUAUAACCAAAAAAAAAAACAUUGGAUCUGUAAGAAAAAAAAUCUGAAAAAACAAAACUCUUCGUCUCGAACAGGAGAGAUGAAGAAGCAUGCCGGAGCCGAGAAGAAGAGGGUUAAACGAUCGUUAGGAUCUGCAUCCUCCACCGCUAGAGAUUCCGGUUCCGAUCCUCCAGCUAGGCAAGGUGUGAAGAAGGAUGUGUUUCAGUUGUUUGCUGAGAAAGUUAGAGACAACAAGGGGUUGGAAUCAAGAUGGGCUGUUAUGGAGGAAGCACGAGUCGAAUACUUCAGAGGCAAAGACUUCGUGAGCUUCUUGAAGAAUCACCCCGAGUGUAAAGAGAUUCUUGAAGAAGAUAAAGACCUUGACGCUGAAGAUAUCGCCAAUGUGUUGUUGGGGAAGAACCUUCUUGUCCGUUGUGAUCGUGUUACUAAAACUCUUCGUCCCGGGAAGAAAAAGCUGUCUACUUGGCCUGCUCAUCUGGAGAUCUUCCGUGAUGAUCAAGCUUUCUCUGAAACUGAUGCAUUUUUUGCAUGGACGUUUGAGAAAAGGCAUCCGCUCUGGCAAACGCUUUUGUCCUUCUUCUGGCCUGUAUUGACUCUCGCUAUUUGUUUGUUUCCUGUGUACCCACACCGUUGCAAACUCAUUGUUCUCUACUCAUGUGCUGGCAUUCUUUUGAUGAUUCUCUCCUUGCUUUUCGUGAGAGCAGUUGCUUUUGGUGCUAUGUGGAUACUUCUUGGAAAGCGUGUCUGGUUCUUCCCCAACAUUCUUGCGGAGGAAGCCACAUUGAAGGAACUGUUCCGUUUCUGGCCAAAGAAAGACGAGGAAGAACCUCCCAAGUGGACAUCUCGACUUUUCUACACAGUUGUGGCUGUUGUUGUUGUCAUGCUGCUCAGGCGCCAUGCCCCUGAUGAGGCUGCUCGGGCCAGGUACCAAAGAAGGAUGUCAAACAUCAUUGAUGAUGUCCUUGAGUGGUCACCAAAGCUAGCACUCUCUGGUUUGAUGGAGAAUCAGCCACCUGUGAACAUCACAGAGGCGGCUAACAACUCCUCAGAUGCAGCAGCAGGUCCCGACCAUACUGAAGAUGCUGAUCUAGACGAAACUCAAGACGAGGAGGAAGCUGAAGACUUGGCCAACUCGGAUAUAAAAACAUAAAAAAGAAAUAGAUAAACAUAAGUCACUGUAACAAUAAGCGUGACCAAGACUAAGUUUAGUACUUAUAAGAAAGUCUUGAAAGAUUUUGUGGGUAUUCAAUUACUCUUUUUUCAGUUUGCACACUUUGGAAUUUAAUUUUAAACACAUAGUUUUGGAUUCAAAAA